Dendroctonus ponderosae (mountain pine beetle) is the source of this 1804-nucleotide messenger RNA. It is a transcript of the gene Mlf, whose product is annotated as myeloid leukemia factor. Gene Ontology annotation, biological process: regulation of DNA-templated transcription. Gene Ontology annotation, cellular component: cytoplasm; nucleus. Lineage: Eukaryota; Metazoa; Arthropoda; Insecta; Coleoptera; Curculionidae. The record is from RefSeq and is a predicted model, not a curated record.
UUGAACUGUUUCGAAGAAACUGUGUGAACAUUCCUGAAAAGUGAAAAUCUAGAUAAAUGUUUGGUUCGAUAUUGGGUGGCAUGGACGACGACUUUAUUUUUGGAUCGGCUAUACGCCACAUGUCCAAUGUAGAUCACAUGAUGUCCAGCAUGCUACAUCAUCAUCCUUUUUCCAUGGACAAUAUUUUCCGAGGCUUUGGAUCUUCCCGAAGCGGAAUGCAUGGCAUGAUGCCCUCCUUUGGUAUGCCGAUGAUGCCCAGUUUCGGGCGAAUGCUCAAUGGUUCUAUGGGCGCCUUAGGAUCUCCCAUGCCUGGAAACUGUAACUUUAGCAGUUCGAGCACUGUUAUCAGCAUGACCUCUGGCCCGGACGGUAGACCACAAGUGUACAAAGAGACGUCGAGCACGAAAGUCGCCCCUGGCGGCAUUAAGGAGACCCAAAGAACAGUCACGGAUUCCGUUUCUGGCACGAAAAAGAUGGAGAUUGGGCAUCAUAUUGGCGAUAGAGCCCAUAUCAUUGAGAAAGAGCAGAACUUGCACACUGGAGAUCGCGAAGAACGUGAGGACUUUAUCAACUUGGAUGAGGAGCAGGCGGAGGACUUCAACAAGGAAUGGACUACUAAAACCAGAAGAAGGUCAGGUCUUCCAAGAAUCUCAUCAGGCGUUGUUAGAAACCGUCCAGCCAUCGGUCACGGCUGUUGCAGUAUUCCACCUCUGACGGCGACGUACAGCAUCUGUUCGGACCCAAUUUGCACAAUGCCUGUAUCACACACUUUAGCCUGCCCGAGAAAGGUAUCCCGAUUCCGAAAAAUACGCGCCAAUCGCAGUCAGCACAGGCGUUUUAGUUCCAGCAGUCCAUACCAUGUGUCUGGACAAGGCAAACUUAGGAAGUCGAGGAACCUCAAGAGUGUAUCGGGCCCAAGUAAUGAUAAAUCGGCUUAAGUUGUGGUUUAUUUUAUAUUAUCAUUAGUAUUGUAAGUUAGUUUUUCUGGUUAACCAUCUCUGGAAAUGUUCUCUUAGGAUCAGUUGGAAAAUCUAGAGUUGCCCAUUGGUUUUAUACUAGAGACGGUUAGAAACAGCCAAAUCGGUGCCAAUUCGAUCUGAUCCAGAUAAACCCAACAAGGUUUUUUCAACAUUUUUUUCGGCUUGGCUCUAUAUUAGUAAUUUCAGUAUUAUUUGUAUCCGAUCUGUUCAGUUAGAUCAUUCCAACUGGCUCGUUAAGGCAAGAGGUUUUUUAAUCGUAGUUCUUCGAGAGCGGACUGUGAAUUCGGGCGUCGAUUUUCAUUUCUAAUUGAGCAUCUCAUAUAAGAUUCUGGAACUGACUAUAAAUUUUCAUGUCUACGGGAAAUUAGGUAUACAUAACACGUGCGCUUCUAGAUUUUCGCUUUAAAAUCAUUUAAAAUAUAGAUAUUAACAUUUGUUGUUCAAUUUGAGUAGAUACGAUGAUAACGAGGUUUACUUUCGUAAAUAUUAUGGUAAUUUUUUUGUUAUUCAGGAAUACCUACAUUCAACUAAAUAAAAAAAAACAAUUUGCGGAAGGGAAUUUCAGAUAAUCGCAUAUAUUUUCUUCUUCUAAUCUGUCUAGUUCGAGUGUUUUUUAUUUAAUUUCUGAUUUGCGACCAUUCCUGUCCGCUUAUAUUUUCUACGUGAAAUUUAGGACAUUUGCUACGCCACUAGGUAAACUGCGGAGAUUGAAUUAAUUUGUUUUUAAUCAUUAUAGAAGUUUGUUGUAAAAAGUAAUAAUUGUCUUGCUUACUUAGUGUGUUGUAAUUUGACAGAAUGUGUUUGUCCAAUAUAAAUGGAUACAA